Rotaria sordida is the source of this 966-nucleotide messenger RNA. The record is from the annotation of a GenBank genome assembly. NCBI's taxonomy places the organism in Eukaryota, Metazoa, Rotifera, Eurotatoria, Philodinida, Philodinidae.
AUGACUGGCUCAACACGUAUAUACAAUCGUCAACAUAGUGCAACAACAGGUAGUUCAAAAAUGGAGAAAUCUUGUGGUUCACAACUUCGUCGAUGUUCAUCUACUAAUGAUCGAGAUUCAAUUGAAUUAAUAUCUGUUGAUGAUCAACUUAAAGAAAAUUUAUUUUAUAAACGAAAAAAUUCAAUAAGUGAUGAUGAUUCAGGUACAGAAGAAAUCGAACAACAACUCGAAUAUAUGUGUAUAACAAAUGUUAAUGAUAAUGAAGAUAAAUUAUCAAUAAAAUCUUUUGGUCCUAAUCUUGAUGAAGGUUUUUCUGAAUGUGAAAUUCAAUCUGAAUCAACAAUUUCACUUAUCAAAAUAGAUCUUAACCUUGCUAAAAGUAUUCCUGAUGAUACAAAAAAAAAUUUCUGUUUUGAUACAAGUGUAGCAUUUCAUGGUGAAUUUGCUCGGCUUAUUUCAGUUCCAUUAUCAUUAUGUCAUAAUGUUCGUUAUUAUCUUUUUGCUGAAGAAGAACUUAUCAAUGGACCACAUAUGAAUUUUAAAGCUGAAUGUCUUAAACUUGACAAUGCUAAAGCACAAUUUAAAUGUCCAGAUACAAAUUGUCAACAUGCAUGGACAUCAAUGCGAGCUCGAAUUUCAUUUUCAAUUAGUUCACCAGAUGUUGGAUUUAUUGUACUUAAAAUUUUCGGACAAAAUUGUCAAUAUUGUGGUACAUAUACUAAUGCUCUUUGGUAUAUUGAUGAAGUUUGUCGAGUAAUGAAAAAUUUGGCUAGAGCACUUUUUGAAACCUAUUAUCCUGAUAUGAUAAACAAUGUCGAUUUAGAAAUUCAGGAAGUAACACAAAACGAAAAAAAUCAAUCUCGUCAGUCGUCACGUCAUGAUCCUACUCAAAGAAAAGGAAAAAUGUUGGCACCACAUGUUAAAGAAUUCUGUGAAGCAUGUCAACGUGGAUUAUGUUUUAUUUAA